Molecule: messenger RNA, 1487 nt
Organism: Mercurialis annua (annual mercury)
Lineage: Eukaryota; Viridiplantae; Streptophyta; Magnoliopsida; Malpighiales; Euphorbiaceae
Product: THO complex subunit 4D
Exons: 6
Coding region: 679-1311 (210 amino acids)
Biological process (GO): mRNA export from nucleus
Cellular component (GO): nucleus
Molecular function (GO): mRNA binding
Source: RefSeq, a predicted model, not a curated record
GAGGUCGUGGUAUGGCACGACCUGGCCCUGUCCGUGGACGUGGCCGUGGCCGAGGUGGGUCUUUUAAUGGUGGAAGAAUGGCAGGAGUUCGUAAAGGUCCUCUUUCAGUGAAUGCCCGGCCAUCACAGUUCUCAAUUGCAAAGGCAAGCUAAAAACUGCGAUGCUUAAGAAAUCCACCUUCUUUUGAAAUUCAACUUCAAGAGGAUAACUAAAUUUGAUAUAGCAAGUCUUAUCCAGCUGCUCAAACAGCAAUUCAAAUAACAGUGGAUCUCUGUGAUUUAGAAACUCAAAUUACAGUGGAUCUUAAAUGCAAUUUGUUUUUCGUUCAUGGAUUUGACAUCAGCCUUUUUAAAAAAAAUUGAUGGCCAUUGCAUAUUUGCUAUUAUCCUUCAGAAUUUCUCAUACUUGUUGGUUAUGUGGGCUCUAUAUUGGGGUUUGCUACAGAUUGAUAUCAUAAAGUAAUUAGCUUUUUUGAGGUCCAUAUCGAGCUAGCUAUGCUGAUUAUUAGCAUAAUAUACCGUGGGGCUUUAGGAGUUGAGUUCUCUGGAAUGGAGUUGACACCUGUAAUAGUAUCAGGAUUCAGAACAUAAAUAGAUCCCCAUAUAAUCACUGUUAUAUAUUAAUAGUGUUUGAUGUGCUGCUUAUUUAGACGGGAAGUCUGUGAAGGAUCCUCUUGCUAUGUGGAAUUUCUACAAUCCUGCUCGCAGAAUCAGGAACUUGCCUUGGCAACAUGAUUUGCUUGAAGAUAGCAUUAGAGCUGCAGGGAUUACUGGAGUAGAAGUUGGUACCAAGUUGUAUGUUUCAAACUUGGACCCUGGAGUCUCCAAUGAAGAUAUAAGGGAGCUUUUUGCUGAGAUUGGGGAUCUGAAGCGAUAUGCUGUUCACUAUGACAAAAAUGGUCGCCCUGGGGGAUCUGCUGAAGUAGUUUAUACAAGAAGAAGUGACGCAUUUGCUGCGCUUAAAAAGUAUAACAAUGUACUUUUAGAUGGGAAGCCCAUGAAAAUUGAGAUUGUGGGUGUCAGUGGAGACACUCCCUUCUCAGCUCGAGUUAAUGUAACUGGAAUAAAUGGAAGGAGGAAGCGGACUGUUGUCAUGACGCCUGGACUAGGUCGUGGAAGAGGCUCUGCUCCAACUAAUCGUGGUGCUGGCAGUCGUGGGGGUCUGAGAAAUGGUGGUCGGGGUCGUGGCCAACUUCGUGGUGGUCGUGGCCAAGGUCGUCUUGGUCGUGGAAAGAAGCCACCUGCUGAUAAAUCGGUUGAUGAGCUUGACAAAGAGUUGGAUAACUAUCACGCUGAAGCUAUGCAGACUUAAAGAUGAUUCCCAAAGCUUGGAACUUUAAAUCUUAGUAUCAGUCUAUAUUAGUAUGUUUAGACGGUGUUAGCUUCUUGUGUGGUUUCAACUUGAGAUUUUCUAGCUUUAUUGUAAAUGAAAAUGGCUUCUGGAUUGUGGUUCUUUUCAAUAUUAUGAAUUUUACUUAUUUUUGUUCA